Brassica rapa (field mustard) is the source of this 987-nucleotide messenger RNA. RefSeq lists its product as uncharacterized. NCBI's taxonomy places the organism in Eukaryota, Viridiplantae, Streptophyta, Magnoliopsida, Brassicales, Brassicaceae. The record is from RefSeq and is a predicted model, not a curated record.
AUGUCUUCCUCAUCAAGUGAUGAAGUUGAUGAAGCUUUAGAAGAAAUGGUCGACCAAGUAGUUGAUAAUUUCAUCGACUCAGUGAUAGAUGCUCACCCCAACAAGCAGAAAAGACGGGCUUAUAUCGAAAGACAUCGUGAACAAGGACUCAAUCAGCUAUGGAACGAUUAUUUCCAAGAAAAUCCUACAUACCCACCGCAAAUGUUUAGGAGGCGUUUUCGAAUGAACAAGCCAUUGUUCCUCCACAUUGUCGAACGUGCAAGUAAUGAAGUUCCAUACUUUCAGCAAAGACGAAAUGCUUGCGGAAGGUAUGGGCUAUCUGCACUUCAAAAGUGUACGGCAGCUAUACGUAUGCUGGCAUAUGGUCAAUCAGGAGAUACAUAUGACGAGUAUCUCCGACUUGCUAACAGUACUUCACGUUUAUGUUUGGAAAAUUUCACUAAUGCAAUUAUAAAAUUGUUUGGAGAUGAGUAUCUACGCAGCCCUACAGCUGAGGAUCUUCAACGAUUGCUCGAUGUUGGAGAGGUACGCAGUUUUCCAGGGAUGAUAGGCAGCAUCGAUUGUACCUUCAAUGAUAUCAAUGUUCUUGAUCGGUCACCGGUUUUCGAUGACAUCGUACAAGGCCGAGCACCAAAAGUUAAGUUCAAGGUCAACAACCACACUUAUCGUAUGGCCUACUAUCUUACUGACAGAAUUUAUCCAAACUGGUCAACAUUUAUCCAAUCCAUCCCACUUCCUCAAGGUCCUAAAGCCGAGAAAUUUGCAAAAAAGCAAGAAUCCGCCAGAAAAGAUGUCGAACGGGCUUUUGGAGUAUUACAAUCAAGGUUUGCAAUUGUUAAAAACCCAGCUCUACUAUGGGACAAGGAAAAGAUAGGAAAGAUAAUGAGAACUUGUGUCAUAUUGCACAAUAUGAUAGUGGAGAACGAACGACACGGAUACGCUCAAAUUGACACAUCUGAGUUCGAGUCAGUAGAAGUUCGAGGGUGA